AAACCCAACGCGAAACCCAGAAACCUUGCCUCCACUGUUCAGGCCACUAAACAAUACAAGACAGCUUGAAUUGUAAGACCAACCGAGUUGUAAUUACAUGAUCCCUCUUCAACAAUGACGACGUUGAGCGGACUCUCUCGAAUUCCCCGUGGACAAGAGAAGCUUUCACAGGUGACAUCUAUAGUCGAGCAGUUGCAGAAGGAUAUUACGGAGAAGGCCUUCUCUAUUUCUGAACAAACCAAGCUGCUAGAAGAGCUCAAGAUCCUUGGAAGAGAUCCUCAGAAUGCGGAUCCUAUCUUCACGAAAGAUGGUAUAACCCUGUUGGCAGCAUAUGGCUUCGAACGGAAGAACCAAGAGGCAUUACGUUGUCUGGCAAAUGCCAUGUUCCUCAAACCCCAAGCCCGAAAGCUAUUCCUAGACAAAGGCCUUGCCCCAACAGCGAUAGGUCUCUUGAAGAGUCGUGACUUUGAUGAUCAGUUCCUCAUUUCGAGGAUCCUGUUCCUAUUGACCUAUGAAUCGAAGACAGAUUUCACGAGUUUGGACAAGGAUGGGAUACUCUCAGAUGCCAUUCCCACCGAUCUGCGGCAGCAUGCGCAAAGAUACGCCGAGGUUGGCAGACAACCGUCCGAUACGGCAAUCGAAGAGAUGGCGCUCUGCGAACUCCUAAAACUAACAUUUAAUCUCACCCACUUCCACCCCAGUUUCGUCCCGUCGUUAUCGUCAUCAAUUCCUGACCUUUUCGACAUCCUCAGAUCCUUGCAGGGCUUGGAUCCUCCGAUGAAGCCUCCUGCAAAUCUCGCUGUCAAUGCCUUGUUGAAUCUUGUAGGUGAGGGCAAUGAAGAUCAGAACAGCAUUAUCUUCCCAGAGGACUCUCCCUCGUUGAAUUCUUCGACUCUGUUAGACCUGUUACAGCAGGUCACGGGUCCGCAGGAUGCGAGCGGACUUGAAGAUGUACUUCCAUCACUUCUCACACUCCUUCGAAAGAUCUACAAAAUAGCCCCCGAAUCUGUGAAACAGGAUUUUCACACCUGGCUGCUCCCAUCCGACUCCGAGAGAGAUCAACCACUGGGAAGAUCUGGCAGCCUGCCAGCCCGCCUGCUCCAACUAUCCGCAUCAUCUCUUUCAGAGCAGACGCGGUUAUCCAUCUCCGCCAUGCUCUUUGAGCUAUCUGGAGAAGACGCUAGCCGGUUCAUCAAGAACAUUGGCUACGGCUAUGCUGCUGGGUUCUUGCUGGCGCAGAAAAUAGACGUCCCCGCGGAAUUACUGGAGGCAUCGGAGACCGAGGACGGCGAUUCUGUGCCGAUUAAUCCAAUCACGGGGCAACGGUUGGAUGCGGAACCGGCGGUGGCGGGCCCGCCGAUGACAGACGAAGAGAAGGAAAGAGAAGCCGAGCGACUCUUUGUGCUCUUCGAAAGGCUGAGGCAGACGGGUGUGGUCGAUGUGAGGAAUCCGGUAGCGCAAGCGCUGGAGGAGGGCCGGUUUGAGGAAUUAGAGUGAUGGUUUACCACAAAAACGGUAAUAUCAAAGGAAAUGCUGGGGCUAGUGCAAAACGCCAAUAUCCAGGAGUUCGGCAGAUGAGACGGGUCUAUCUCAAGGAGCAUAGGGCUGAGGAGUUGAGUGGCGCCUUCGGGAAAUGAGUUUGAAUAUCCUAGGCAAUGAGAUGAUACACGAUGCAUGUUAUUCAUUAUGCUAUGUCUAUUUGAUGCGGAUCAAUCAUCCCC
Molecule: messenger RNA, 1721 nt
Organism: Eremomyces bilateralis CBS 781.70
Lineage: Eukaryota; Fungi; Ascomycota; Dothideomycetes; Eremomycetales; Eremomycetaceae
Exons: 7
Coding region: 115-1497 (460 amino acids)
Biological process (GO): G protein-coupled receptor signaling pathway
Cellular component (GO): cytoplasm
Molecular function (GO): guanyl-nucleotide exchange factor activity; G-protein alpha-subunit binding
Source: RefSeq, a predicted model, not a curated record